GCUCCACCUACACCAUGACAGACACAACCCCAGUCGACCCGGUCGACCUCGACCCUAUCCCGGCCCUGGUCGACUCGUACGUCUUCCACUCGACCCUGCCAGACGACGCGACUGCGUCCACCGACGCGAACAAGCAGGGCUGGAUCAUGGGCAUCGACGAGGCGGGCCGAGGGCCCGUUCUCGGACCGAUGGUGUAUGCCGCUGCGUACUGCCCUUUGGUGUUCAAGCCCACGCUCGAGGGCAUCGGCUUCGACGACUCCAAAGCCCUCUCGGCCGAGACCCGCCAGGCCCUCUGGGACGCAUUCAAGGACAACAACGACCUCUGCUACUCGUCCGCUACCCUCUCACCACAGGCUAUCUCGGCCAACAUGCUCCGCCGGGUGCCGGUCAACUUGAACCGACAGGCCGAGGAGGCCACCAUGGGGCUGGUGCAGGCUGCUUUGGACCGGGGGUUGAACAUUAAAGAGUGCUACGUCGACGCCCUCGGCCCUAGUCAGCAGUGGCAGGACCGGCUUUCCCUUGCGUUCCCGUCCAUCUCGUUCACGGUGUGUCCCAAGGCCGACUCGAUCUACAAGAUUGUCGGUGCCGCAUCGAUCAUUGCAAAAGUGACCCGUGAUCGGUACAUCGAGAACUGGGUGGACGCCGAGGGGCCAGUGGCGAACGGCGGCGACGAGGACGUCAUUCGGGGGAGCGGAUAUCCGUCGGAUCCCAAGACACAAGCAUACCUCCGCAACUCCAUUGACCCCGUGUUCGGCUACCGCGGCAUUGUGCGCUUCUCCUGGGCGACGGUCAAGGUGCUGCUCGAGAAACAGGCCGCACCAUGCGCUUGGGCCGAUGACGUUACGCAGCCAUCAGCUGCAAGCUACUUCAAUGCCGAUGCGGACCGAGGUCAGCCCAAGGUCUGGCGGCAGCUGGGUGUGUCGUCAGUCGGCGAGCUGUAA
Molecule: messenger RNA, 941 nt
Organism: Vanrija pseudolonga
Lineage: Eukaryota; Fungi; Basidiomycota; Tremellomycetes; Trichosporonales; Trichosporonaceae
Gene: Rnaseh2a
Product: Ribonuclease H2 subunit A
Exons: 5
Coding region: 15-941 (308 amino acids)
Biological process (GO): DNA replication, removal of RNA primer; mismatch repair
Cellular component (GO): ribonuclease H2 complex
Molecular function (GO): RNA-DNA hybrid ribonuclease activity; RNA binding
Source: RefSeq, a predicted model, not a curated record